CAUAUUUCGAGACGAUGUCAAGGGCCGGCAGGGGAAAAUCUUUUUCUAUCGUCGCCAUCCCUAUAUUGUAUCCCCACCAGUCACCAGUCAAGAACCGUCUAUGUCUACGGUAAUUGCAUUAUGCACCUCGGAGAUGUAGGGAUUAACAUGUUUUACACAUAUCGGUGUUUAAGGAUGGGGACGACCAUACUGUUUUGAUUGCUUUGAAUAAAUUCAUUAACC
Messenger RNA from Acanthoscelides obtectus, 222 nucleotides. NCBI's taxonomy places the organism in Eukaryota, Metazoa, Arthropoda, Insecta, Coleoptera, Chrysomelidae. The record is from the annotation of a GenBank genome assembly.